UGAUGAUCAAGUGCUCGUUCGUAUCGCGGAUUAGUUGGUAUUCGGAUGUUUGGUGCAGAUUUUAUUAAAUUAUUUUGGUGUUUUGUUCAAACAAAGGUAUCUCUAUCAGUGUAGCUUCUACAUAAAUUCAAUCAAUUCUAAGAUUAUCAACAAUUUGGAUAACGCGUGAUAUUUGAACAAUAAAUAUGGUGAAAUUGUGAAUUGAAUUGAAUUGAAAUAUCAAUGUGAUGAAAACUUCGACACUCCAUUUUAUUCAAAACUUGAAAACUAAAAACGGAUUUAUUCGCUCUUUCUGCGGGGGAGGGACCGAAAGAGAAACUCUAUCGAAUGCGUAAAGUCAUUUCGAAAUCGGCGUCUGACAUCUUCAAUAAUUUACUGCAAAAAUAUUCCACACACAAGCAUAACACUCGAUCGUCCGUGAAGAUGUGGUUGACUUUCGCUCUCUUCGGAUUAUUAUUUUUGAGCAUAACUACAAAAGUUCAUGGAUUUCCUUGUGAUUUCGCCGAUUCGAUUAACAUCAAUGACGGAGAAUUGCAGUCGAAUAACAGCAUCAUAUUCAACGGUAUCGAAUAUCCGCCGAAUCAAUAUUUUCGCCACAUAGAUGGAAUUGAACGUGAAUUGCGUGGAUGCAUUUGCAACAUCAGAAACUGUAUUCGACUUUGCUGUCCACACGGAUCAUUUACAAUAAGCAUGAAAAAGGAAGAGGUGAAAUGCGAACAAAACGAAAAAGCACGGAAUUUCCAGGCCGAGGUGAGCGAUGAAAAUGGUCAAACAAAAAUUCAAAAUUUAGAUCAGCAUUUCGGAUACGUCGAUCGUAUUUGCAAAGUGCAUUACAGGCCGGAGCCGGAAGACUUUAUCAUUACACAUACAGGAGACGUUCUGGCAGAAAAUCAAACAUACAACCAUCGCGAAUACUGCAUCAAAAUCUCAUCCAACGAAACGAAAGGAAUCUAUUUAGAGGCAAAAAUAUGCUUGCCAAACGAUGAGAUAAAAGAUCCUUCACCUAUGCUCGCAAGUUUUUCCUAUUUACCUUACGUGCUAUACACAUCGAUUCCAUGCAUAGUCGUCACAUAUAUCAUCUACUUUGGCAUAUCCGAGCUGCGUAAUUUGCAUGGCAGAUACUUCCUCUGCUACUUAUUUUGUAUGAUGCUCAUGUACAUUUUAUUAGCUUUUGAGCAACUCACUCGCAAGUUUCACGUUGAUACGGUCACGCGUAAAAAACGCGCCUCAAUGUUAUACUUUGCAACCUUCUCGGCUUUUCUGUGGUUAAAUGUGAUCAGUUUCGAUUUGUGGUCAAGCUUUCGAUCCACCAUCAGGGUCAAACCAUAUUCAGAAAGAAAGAAGUUCAUAUUGUACGGUGUGUAUGCUUUUGGUGGGUCGUUGCUUGUGAAUAUUGUCGGCCAUACAAUGGAUGCAAUCGAUGGGCUUCCAGAUUAUCUAAAGCCAGGCAUUGGAAAAACUUCGCUCCAUCUCAAAGAAAAUUUUACAUCACGAUUAAUUUACUACUACGGUCCACUUUGUAUUAUUUUCAUAGUGAAUCUUGUGUUUACGAUUCUGACCGCAUUGAAAAUUUAUCAAAUUCGGUUGGAUUUGAAAAAAAUGACAUUGCAAGUCAAACGUAACGAACUUCGAAAAGGACUACAACACCAAAAGAAUAGUUAUCUAUUGUACGUACGAUUGUUCAUCGUAACUGAGGUUAUCUGGAUCGCAGAUGCAGUUUGGUUUCUCUCGAAUAAUAAUCUUGUUUUAUCCGUGAUGGAUAUUCUCUAUUGUGCACAAGGAAUAAUCAUUUUCGUAUUAUUCGUAUUGAACAUUCGAGUUUUACGUUUAAUAAAGAAGAGUUGGAAAACUUAUUCACCAGUAAUAGCAACGACUUCCAAUUAGAUGUAUACAACACUUGAUACAACAUCUAUACCACAACAAAAAAAAAUGUUCCAAAUCGGAUGCAACGUUUUUAAUGAACAUAAUUCCCACUAAUUUGCUACUAAUAAACUACGUCCACUAUGACAUGUUCCAAAAUCUUUCAUAUGCGACUUUUAUGUCACUAAGUAAAUAUUGGAAACACUAAUAUGAUACUAAAUUUGUUCCGUGCCAUGUAUUUGCCACGGAUAUGGAACCAAAACUUUUGUGGCAAAUGGAAUUCGGUGUUAUUAAUGAUUUGGACAAACAUUUUACUGAUCAAAGUGUAAGAACAAACACCAAUCCAUCUACAGAAACAAAACUUUAAACAGAUACAAUAACCAAAGGGGAAAGUUUCCUCUCACAAAGGCAAUAUACACGUACUUUAACCUAUUUCAAAAUAAACAUGUGUCGUUCGUUUUUCUUGGAUUGGACCGUCUAUAUUGACUUUGUGAGGUCAAACUUGUAUCUUUUUUGAUCUUUUCUGUUAGCAUAACCAAAGAUAAAAAGUUAUACAAAAAUAACUCAUAUCUAUUUGAAUAAAAUAAACUAAAUUUGAACGGUUUAA
Messenger RNA from Sitodiplosis mosellana (orange wheat blossom midge), 2467 nucleotides. Its product is annotated as G-protein coupled receptor Mth2-like. NCBI's taxonomy places the organism in Eukaryota, Metazoa, Arthropoda, Insecta, Diptera, Cecidomyiidae. The transcript is spliced from 8 exons. Gene Ontology annotation, cellular component: membrane. The record is from RefSeq and is a predicted model, not a curated record. Bases 328 to 1884 code for a protein of 518 amino acids. Gene Ontology annotation, biological process: cell surface receptor signaling pathway. Gene Ontology annotation, molecular function: G protein-coupled receptor activity.